AUAUCCAAAAAAUACUCAAAAAUAUCCAAAAAUACCCAAAAAUAUCCAAAAUAUCUUAAAAUAUCCGAAAAAAAUAUUCGAAUGGAUCAUAAACUUCAGAACCGGAACCGAACCAAAAUUGUUCGGUUCCUAUAUAGAUCCUAAACUCUAGAACCGAAUGAACCGGAACCGAACCCGAACCGGAACCGAACCAGAACCGAACGGAUACCCGAACGCCCGGACUAUAAGUGGUUGGAAAGUAACAAAAAUAUAUUUAUUUGUGUAAUAAAUUACAGGGAAAAUAUAUUUAUUUUUAUCUUUAAUAUUAUUUUGUAAUUUGGUUUUAGGUUUGUGAAUCAUCGACGAUUCACUACCAGCCGCCAUGGAAGAUUCACAAACUUCUCCCUCAAGUAACCUAGAUGACGCCGGAAACUCCACACCAAACAUUCCUCUUGAUCUCACCUUAGAGAUACUCUCUAGACUUCCGGCGAAAUCCCUCAUCCGGUUCCAAGCCGUGUCUAAGUUCUGGUUCUCAAUCAUCCGCAGUAAAGAUUUCGUCGACUCGUUCCUGACUAGGUCAAAGACUCGACCUCGUUUCCUUUUAACCUUCAAGAACUUCGAUUCCCGGAAACGUUUCAUCUUCUCAGCUCCUGAACACCAAAAAAAUGACAAAUCCUCCACAGUUUUCGCCAGACACGACAUGACGAUCUCGGCCGAUCGGGUCUACCACAUCAGAUGUCGUCCCGUGAACGGUUUCGUCUGCUGCACGCGUGGUGAUUCGAUCGCGGUUUGUAAUCCAACCACUAGACAAAUAGUGAAAUUGCCAGAUGUUGAAUCCAACGGAAGACACGUGUACGCACGUCUCGGAUACGAUCCAGUCGAAGAUCAAUACAAAGUGUUGUGUGUAAUGUUUUACGAUCCUUACAGUGCUAAGUGUAAGCGACAAGGUACCCAACCGGAGCCUUACGUUUUCACAUUGCAAUCUCAGCAAAAAGAGUGGAGAAAGAUUGAAAUCACGCAAGGUGUUGCUUAUCGCUCGGUCGAUGGAGGGAUAUGCAUCGAUGGUGCUAUAUACUUUGGAGAUGGACGCUCAAGAAUAGUUAGAUUCGAUGUUAGAUCUGAGACGUUGGAGCUAAUUCAAGCACCCGAAAAUUCACUAAUCACGGAAACGUCCGAUUCUGCUCUUUUAAAUUACAAUGGAAAAUUGGGCGGUGUUGAUUAUAAUUACACUAGAGAGACAAUAUUGUGGAUUCUAGAGGAUGCUGAGAAACAAGAAUGGUCGGAAUUGAGGUUUGCCCGACCUUCUGAGUGGGAUGAUUUACUUGAGGAUUACUUUACCUCUGAGGGAGAGAGUCAUACCGGUGAGCUUAUUAUGGUUGAUUCACGGUUAAUAUCAUCUGAGCCGUUUAGUGUUUGCUAUUACGAUUUUCAUAGAGAGAGCUUAAGAAGAGUGGAGGUCCAAGGAAUUGCGGAUGAUGAAUUUAGACGUGUUCAUGGCAUUGGUAAGCGAACUCGUGAGAUUUUGGGCUUUCCAGGUUAUGUUGAGAAUAUUAGGUUCUUGUGAGUGACAAGUUUUCCAUCGUUUCACUUUCAUUACAUUUUCUCGAUCAUGACUUGUUCUACAAUUUUAUUUUAAAGCUUUAAUUUCAUUUCUUUUAGGUUUGUGUUUACAUGUAAGUAACCUAAACUUGAAUCAAUUUGUGUGAUGGCCUUAUUUAUGUUUAUAGUUAAGAGGAUGUAGUAUAUGUGGGAAAAAAA
Messenger RNA from Arabidopsis lyrata subsp. lyrata, 1737 nucleotides. Its product is annotated as F-box protein At1g30790. NCBI's taxonomy places the organism in Eukaryota, Viridiplantae, Streptophyta, Magnoliopsida, Brassicales, Brassicaceae. The transcript has a single exon. The record is from RefSeq and is a predicted model, not a curated record. Gene Ontology annotation, molecular function: protein binding. The coding region runs from base 362 to 1543 and encodes 393 amino acids.